AUGGCGCUGAAGCGAAUCAACAAGGAACUUACCGACCUGGGCCGUGACCCUCCCUCGUCAUGCUCCGCUGGUCCCGUUGGUGAGGAUUUGUUUCACUGGCAGGCCACAAUCAUGGGACCUAGUGACUCCCCAUACUCGGGCGGUGUCUUCUUCCUCGCAAUCCACUUCCCAACAGACUACCCUUUCAAGCCUCCCAAGGUCAACUUCACCACCCGCAUCUACCACCCCAACAUCAACAGCAAUGGAAGCAUCUGCUUGGACAUUCUGCGAGACCAGUGGUCCCCAGCCCUGACCAUCUCCAAAGUCCUGCUCUCUAUCUGCUCCAUGCUGACCGACCCCAACCCCGAUGACCCUCUUGUCCCCGAGAUCGCACACGUGUACAAGACGAACCGAUCUCAAUAUGAGUCGACUGCCAGGGAGUGGACCCGCAAGUACGCCAUCUAG
Diaporthe citri is the source of this 444-nucleotide messenger RNA. RefSeq lists its product as uncharacterized. Gene Ontology annotation, cellular component: nucleus. The transcript is spliced from 5 exons. Gene Ontology annotation, biological process: ubiquitin-dependent protein catabolic process; protein polyubiquitination. Gene Ontology annotation, molecular function: ubiquitin conjugating enzyme activity. NCBI's taxonomy places the organism in Eukaryota, Fungi, Ascomycota, Sordariomycetes, Diaporthales, Diaporthaceae. The coding region runs from base 1 to 444 and encodes 147 amino acids. The record is from RefSeq and is a predicted model, not a curated record.